GCAAUAUAAGGAGAACCCUGUCUCUUUAAAAAAAAAAAAAAAUUAGCUGGGUGUGGUGGCAUGUACCAUUGGUCUCAGCUACUCAGGAGGCUGAGGUGAGAAGAUCGCUUCAGCAUGGGAGGUCGAGGCUGCAGUGAGCCAUGAUCACUGCACUCCAACCUGGGUGACAAAGGAAGACUGUCUCAAAAAAAAAAAAAGUCACUAUCAUUCAACCACUUUUACUGCACGCUAAUGUUGGGUGGUUGGGUGGAAUGGGAGACAGAAACAAGCAAGUGGUCUCGGGCCUCACCUGCAUCUCCAGUGUAUAAAAUAGAAAUCUGGAGAUAUACUGCUUGCCGCGUCAUGGAGGUCAGCCCUGUUCCCUUAGUCCCCAGGGCACCCCCCAAAUGAGAGGGUUCUGUGAGAUGUAGUUUGAAAAACACUAACUUAGGGCAAGAGGGGCCAGGAGGCAUCAUCUGAAAAAGAUUUGGACAAAUUGGCAAUCUGCCUAUGCCAGGUUAACUCUGGCCCUGACCCAGCCUUCUCCUCUUGCCCCAGGAUCCUCUUUGGAGAAGCAGAGGCAGCAUUUUUUUUUUUUUUUUUUUUUACCAUCUGUCUCCAAACUGGGGUCACCCUGAUUUGGGGACGCAAAAUUAGGUAAUGUCUGACCUUUGGGCGUAGCCUGGACCAUAUCCUUUUCAGCCCAGUUACCUGAGGCCUCAAGGAAGAACUCAACUCCCAGCACCAGGUCACAACCACCUAGUGUUGGAAGGGGAUCACCACACUUGUCUGGGAACGUCUCCUUGGCUGUGGUGUCUGCCCCAGACAGGGAAAGUAAGCAGUGGGAUUCAAUAAUGUAUCAAGCAGCAGCCAGGGCCUUCCUGCUCUGACUGUUCUUGGCCCCUCUAGCAGUCCUCAGAUCUUCAGAUCAGCCCUCCCAGGGUCAGCAGAACAGGGAGCUGUGAAGGUAAGGGGCAUGGAGGAAUCUGUCACCUGGCUGAAGGGCCCUCGUUUUAACUACUGUGCCCCCAAUGAUCUCCUAGGAGCUUUGCCUGACAAGGGGGAUCUGAUGCACGACCCAACAAUGGACGAGGAGCUGGAACGGCUGUAAGUGUCAAGUGGGAGGAUGCUGCCCCCUUGUGGGGGCCAGACGGGUUGAACACGGCUGCGCCCCAUCUGGGGCCAACACCACUUGUCUGUAACAUCCUGCAUCUGCCAGGGAAGGGUCUGGGGGCCAGCAGAGGCCUGAGACGUCCCUCCCUCUGAGUCCUUUGGGGGCUGCAGCCCAGGGGUUUACCCUAGUGUAAGAGUGGGCAUGGAGGCCCCGCUCUCUGGACAGCAGGCCUCUCGCUGCCCUCCAGGCUUCUUCCCUUCUUUAGGCUGGCCCAGGUCCCAGGCCUGGUCAACUCGAUCACAGCCAGUCCAGAGGCCAGUUGCCUGCCUUCCCGGACCCCUCCCCGGGUUGGCUCCCCCUGGAGACCUCUCCAUCAUUCCCGAAAAGUGGAUGGAGAGAGCGAUGGCUCCACUGAAGAGACAGACGAAUCGGAGACUUGAGGAGUCCGAAGGGUCCAGCCCACAGCGCCCUAUACCUGCUCCCACCCAGCCCUUGGCGUGCCCACCCAGCCUCCUCUCCAGCACCUUGUUGUGCUGCCCUCUGCUGCUGACAAGGCGAAUAACAGCCCCAAGAGCGGCCAGAGGGGCGCUGAUGAUCAGCCCAGCCAGUGGCCCCGGAAGGGAAUGGCCUGCUCUCCCUGGUCCUGUCAGCCUGCGAACUUCACUCAGGCCCCAAGCUGACAGCCUGUGCUGAAGCCACCAUAUCACUAGGAAGGGGACUUGGCCGUAGCCUGUUAGUCCUCCUAACCUCUUAAGAAGAGCGGUCUCUUCUGAACCAGUCUCUGCUGGUCCCCUGAUAAGGUUCAUCUCCUCACAGCAAUUCCAUUAAGGGGGAGAACCCGAAUAGCCACGUAGGGCCUUGCACCAUCAAGGGUGACACCUGCAACGCAAGUACCAGGAGGACAUAACCGCUGUGGCCUUCUGUUGGAGAACAGCCAGUAGCCUUGGUAGGAUGGAGAAGGGUGGGCCAGAAGAUGAUUUCACUUGCAAAAACUGCUUCAAGUCUUGACCCCUUUGUGUCUAAUAGCUAAACAUGUGAAACAAAUAAAGUCCCUCGUGUCUGGUAA
Mandrillus leucophaeus (drill) is the source of this 2159-nucleotide messenger RNA. RefSeq lists its product as uncharacterized. Bases 1295 to 1786 code for a protein of 163 amino acids. Lineage: Eukaryota; Metazoa; Chordata; Mammalia; Primates; Cercopithecidae. The record is from RefSeq and is a predicted model, not a curated record. The transcript has a single exon.